Messenger RNA from Penaeus vannamei (Pacific white shrimp), 1149 nucleotides. The record is from RefSeq and is a predicted model, not a curated record. Lineage: Eukaryota; Metazoa; Arthropoda; Malacostraca; Decapoda; Penaeidae.
ACGGCGACGGGCCCUUCCGCCUGUUCCCGAAGGACGAGGUCAAGUCCUUCCCCCUCACCAACGGGUCCCUGUUCUCGUCGCUCCUCAACAUGAGUGUCGACAACCCCGCCCAGAUCCUGCCGUCCUACAGGAGAGGGGGCGGAGCUGGCAUGAAGAUGGGCGUGUCCUCGCAGGAAAUCCGGGGUCUGGUGGCCGCCGGACCCCCGCCGCGGGUGAGGGACCCCUACGGACCCCCCUUCUACCCCAGGGAAGCCACGGAGUCCCUGGGGUCCGCCGCCACCAGCAGCCAGGACCCCAUCUAUUCGGACCCCCUCACCAAGGUGGGCAGCGUGGGCAGCUCCCUGAAGGAGGACCACAUCUACGCCACGCUCUCCGAGACCUCGCUCCAUGUCGUCGCUGAGAGCGAGGCUUCCUGGGCGACGACCAGCGCUGCUCGUCCGUCACCACGGUCGCCAACGACGACUUCGAGUUCCACGACCCGCGCGCCGCCACGCCGCCCGCGCCCGCCCACUCCUCCGCGCCCGCGACCCGCGGCCUCGCCAGCGCCUGCAACCUGGCGCUGGCGGGCCGCCCCCCCGCGCAGCUCCCGCCCGGAGGCCCUGCGCGACGAGGCCGACGACGCCUACGGCCUCUCCUCCGCAGCGCCUCGUCCGCCCUCGCUGGCGGCGUCGUCGUCCUUCCGCUCCGCCAGCUCGCAGUCACGGCCACCGUCGAGAGCAGCGACCGCGGCGAGCGCCUCGACCUCGCCAAGGCGGACGAUCGCCGCCAGAGCGACGACGACGACGACGACGACGAGGACGAGGACGAGCGGCGCGACCGCGACGACGUGGGCUUCUACAACACGGGCUACGAGUGCGACACGCUCGAGAAGAAGCGCAAGGCGCGGUUCGCGGAGCGCGGCGCCCUGGAGCCGCUGGGGCUGCGGGCGGCGGCGGCGGCGGGCGACGGGCGCGACGACGGCACGCUGUCGCGCAAGCACCGGUCGUCGUCGCUGUCCAUGAACGACCUGGACCGCCUGGACGACAAGGAGGAGGAGAUGAUGUUCAUCCUGCCCGUCAAGAGCGAGUCCAUGCUGAGCCUGUACCGCCUGUACCUGGCGGAGGACGAGGCGGAGGGCGCCAGCCUGCACUACUCCGUCGAGAUCUCGCG